CCUUUCAGUGCCAUUAUGUCUUUUCUGGUCCAGGUGUGGAAAAGGGAAGUUGGAAGAUGGAGAUGGAAUCAACCUGAAUGAUAUCGAGAAGGUCCUCCCGGCCUGGCAGGGCUACCACCCAAUGCCCCACGAAGUGGAGAUCGCACACACAAAGAAGUUGUUCCGAAGGAGAAGAAACGAUCGAAGACGGCAGCAGAGACCCCCAGGAGGGAACAAACCCCAGCAGCAUGGUGACCACCAGCCGGGCAGUGCCAAACACAACAGGGACCACCAGAAAUCCUACCAGGGGGGCUCGGUGCCCCACCCCUCAGGGAGGGCCACUCAUCACGGCUACAGCCAGAACCGGCGCUGGCACCACAGCAACAUGAAGCAUCCACCUGGCGACAAGGGGGAGGCAGGCGCCCACCGCAAUGCUAAAGAGACCGUGGCCAUGGAGAGCCCCAAACUCGAGGAUGCCCUGGGGGACACCGGGCACAGCAGCCUCGAGCGCUCCUGCAGCCCCGAUGCCCUGGCCCCAGCGGUUUCCGAGAGGCUGCCCCUGCUGCCGCCAGGGGUUCUGGAAGCCGAGACAAAGCGUAAAGACAGUGUUAUUCCCGAGCGCAGCGGGGAGCGGCCCAAAAUUACCCUGCUCCAGUCUUCCAAAGACAGGCUGCGGCGAAGGCUGAAAGAAAAGGAUGAAGUGGCCGAGGAGACCACCAACCCUCAGCAGAACAAGAUGGACAAGUUGAUUGAGAUCCUGAACAGCAUGCGGAACAACAGCAGCGACGUGGAUGCCAAGCUCACCACCUUCAUGGAGGAGGCCCAGAACUCGACCAACUCCGAGGAGAUGCUGGGGGAGAUCGUCCGCACCAUCUACCAGAAGGCUGUGUCCGACCGCAGCUUCGCCUUCACUGCGGCCAAGCUCUGCGACAAGAUGGCGCUCUUCAUGGUGGAGGGGACCAAGUUCCGGAGCCUGCUCCUCAACAUGCUUCAGAAGGACUUCACGGUGCGGGAGGAGCUGCAGCAGCAGGACGUGGAGCGCUGGCUGGGCUUCAUCACCUUCCUGUGCGAGGUGUUCGGCACCAUGCGCAGCAGCACGGGCGAGCCCUUCCGCGUGCUCGUCUGCCCCAUCUACACCUGCCUCAGGGAGCUCUUGCAAUCUCAGGAUGUGAAGGAAGAUGCCGUCCUGUGCUGCUCAAUGGAGCUGCAGAGCACAGGACGGCUGCUGGAGGAGCAGUUGCCUGAGAUGAUGGCCGAGCUCCUGGCCAGUGCCCGUGACAAGAUGCUGUGCCCCUCGGAGUCGAUGCUGACACGGUCCCUGCUCCUGGAGGUCAUCGAGCUCCACGCCAACAGCUGGAACCCUCUGACGCCCCCCAUCACGCAGUACUACAACAGAACCAUCCAGAAACUGACAGCCUGACAGCCAGGGUGCCUGGCGGGCGGCCCACGGGCAGCUGGGGCCCUGGUGCACAGGGCCAGAUGGACAGGCGGGAGGACAGGGGUGGCCCUGGUGGGAGAAAGAAAUGGGGAGGAAGGCGAGCAGAGCCGGCGGCCAGUCUGGAGCCAGACUGG
This is a messenger RNA of Vicugna pacos (alpaca), 1551 nucleotides long. The record is from RefSeq and is a predicted model, not a curated record. NCBI's taxonomy places the organism in Eukaryota, Metazoa, Chordata, Mammalia, Artiodactyla, Camelidae.